This is a messenger RNA of Poecilia reticulata (guppy), 1837 nucleotides long. The record is from RefSeq and is a predicted model, not a curated record. Lineage: Eukaryota; Metazoa; Chordata; Actinopteri; Cyprinodontiformes; Poeciliidae.
AGCGCCUUCAGCUGCGCGCUUCGCCCUCAAACCGAUGACAGGAAGUCAAACGUGCCGAGCAGCAGAUGUUGCUGAGAGGAACUGACUGCAGAGUCUUUAACGCUGAUCGGUGUCAGCUGAUGGAGCUACUGAAACACACGAUAACACUCACGUCCAGAAGACUGCAGACGCCGCCAAGCGUCCCUCCUCAGUCUCGUCUCUGAGUGGGAUCGUGGGUAGGAUGAUGUCGGCUGGCGAGCGAGGAACGUCUUCGUCCUCCUGCACCUCCGUCAACACGGUGUGUUCGGACGGCGAGCGCCCCGUCUCCCUGUCCCUGUCCUCCUCCACCUCCUCUGUCUCGCUGCAGGAUGCCUCCUCCUCCUCUUCCUCCUCCUCUUCCUCUCUGCCAUACGGCGCCGUGCCGGCCUACAACGCCUCGUCCUCCACGCCCAAACGGAACGGCUCUGACAUCAGCCUGGACCUCACGCCGCUCGUAACUCCGCCCACUGGAGCGGCCGCGCCAGUCGGAGGCGGGGUUUCCAAGAUGGCGGCGGCAGGCCACGCCCACAACGAGCACACAGCCAAUCCGGUGGCGGCGCUGCCAGCAGGGGCCGCGCCCCGGCAGCUGUCCAGGCUGGACAGAGUCAUUCUGGAGAUCGUGGAGACGGAGCAGACCUACGUCAGGGAUUUAAAGAGCAUCGUGGAGGAUUACCUGGGCUGCAUCAUUGACUGCGGCGCCCUGCCGCUGAAACCAGAGCAGGUCAGCUUUCUGUUCUGCAACAUCGAGGAUAUCUACGAGUUCAACAGUGACCUCCUGGAGGAUUUGGAGCGCAGUCCUGACGCGGCGGCCAUCGCAGAGUGCUUUGUAGAGCGGAGUGAAGCCUUUGACAUCUACACGCUGUACUGCAUGAACUACCCAAACUCGGUGGCGGUCCUCAGGGACUGCAUGAAGAACGGCAGUCUGGUCCGGUUCUUCCAGGAGCGGCAGGCGACCCUGAACCACUCGUUGCCCCUGGAGACGUACCUGCUCAAACCCGUGCAGAGGAUCCUCAAGUACCACCUGCUGCUGCAGGAACUCUCCAAACACGUGGAUAAGAGCGACCCGGGCUACGAGGUGGUGGAGGACGCCAUCGUCACCAUGACGGCGGUGGCGUGGUACAUCAACGACAUGAAGAGGAAGCAGGAGCACGCCGUGCGGCUGCAGGAAAUCGAGUCCCUGCUGCUGAACUGGAGCGGGCCGGACCUGAGCGGGUUCGGAGAUCUGGUUCUGGAAGGUUCCUUCAAGGUCCAGAGGGUGAAGAAGGAGCGCGCCUUCUUCCUGUUCGACAAAAUGCUGCUGAUCGCCAAGAAGAGGCUGGAGCAGUUCGUCUACAGCACACACAUCUUCGUAAGGGACACACCUGUCCUCCUGUCUGUCCUCCUGUCCGUCCCCCUGACUGUCCCCCUGACUGUCCCCCUGUCUGUCCUCCUGACUGUCCCCCUGACUGCCCGGCAGGUCCUCGGAGACAACUUCUGCCAAUCUCCUCAGUUUGAUCAGGAGAGCCUGAAGAAGUCGUGCGCCUCGCCGCGUCUGGACGACCUUCACAGUUUCCAUCGAGGUCGGCGUCAGUCAGAACCACCAGAGCUGCUGCUGUACACACCAGAGAAAUCCAGGAAGGGUUUGCCUCUGCUGCUGGAGGGGACGCUGCCGUACCGCCGCACCCGGAGGCAGUCAGCAGGCGGGCAGCGAGGGGGAACUCUGCCCCGCGGACGGUCUGGGCUCUGCAGACAGCAGCAGCACUCUGGCUUCAUCCGUUAUAGAGGUGGAGACGGAGCGGAGAGAGCUGGAGGAGGUGAGGAGGGAGGGGUGGAGGUAUAG